This is a messenger RNA of Nilaparvata lugens (brown planthopper), 1560 nucleotides long. RefSeq names its product mediator of RNA polymerase II transcription subunit 7 (gene MED7). Lineage: Eukaryota; Metazoa; Arthropoda; Insecta; Hemiptera; Delphacidae. The transcript is spliced from 3 exons. Gene Ontology annotation, molecular function: transcription coregulator activity. Gene Ontology annotation, cellular component: mediator complex; core mediator complex. The record is from RefSeq and is a predicted model, not a curated record. Gene Ontology annotation, biological process: regulation of transcription by RNA polymerase II. The coding region runs from base 596 to 1255 and encodes 219 amino acids.
AAGAAUUCGCUGGAGGAAUCUUCUGGCCACUACCAUUCCAUUACCACACCACCACCAACUUUUGAUUUCAUAAUUUUCACAGUUUUUACAUUUUUUCAUAAUUUUCACAGAUUCACAGUUUUUAUAAUCGCUCCAUUAUUGUUUGAAUAUACGCAAUUGACAAAUAAAUGGUUAUAGUUAAUAAUGGUAAAUAAUUUUCAAGAAAUAAGUAUUCUUAUUAAGGGAAUAAUUUUGAUCAAGCUGCUCCUGCCAUAGCCAUUUGAAUCUGAACCACUUUGCAGUUUACAAAUACAAACUAACCUAUAAAUGACAUGAAUAAUUUGCAAUCAGAGUUUGAGUUAAUAAUAGUUUUAAUUUAGUUUUAUACGUAUCAACAAUACUUCAAGUGCUGAAAUUAUAAUAUUUUCCGUUACCUCAUUCAAUUAUUUAAAAUUUUGUCCUUUGGAUACUUUCUAAUCUGCUUAAUUUUGUUCCUAAUGUUAUGAUGUUUUAUCUAGUGCAGUUAUAUAGUUUGAAAUCUUUCAAAUAAUAUUGGUUUAUACAUGUUUAUUGAUUAUUUUUAAAGCCUUUUAAUAUAAUAAAUCUAAUUAUUGGAAUGUCGGCCGAAACAAGUCAAGUCAGCUCCUUACCAUUACCCCCAGUUCAAUAUGUAAGCAACUAUACUGAUGAAAAUAUUCGAAGAGGGAGGGCCCCAAGACCUCCACCACCAAUACAUGAUAAUUAUUCUAUGUUUGGAAAUCCUUUCAAUGCGGAUGAUACUAUUAUUCGACCAUUGGAAAGUCAGGGAAUCAAAAGAUUAUAUCCCCAACACUUUGAUCGACGAAGAGAGCUGCGCAAACUCAACCAUUCACUGUUGGUGAAUUUUCUCGACCUGCUUGACCUGCUGGUCAAGUGUCCGGAGAGCCCAAGACGUGCUGAAAAAGUUGAAGACCUCAGUUUGUUGUUCAUUCACAUUCACCACCUGUUGAAUGAGUUUCGACCCCACCAAGCACGCGAGACUUUGCGUGUGAUGAUGGAGCAACAGAAACGUCAACGAAUAGAAACGGCUCAGCGAUUCCAAAAACACCUCGAUAAGGUUAUGGAAAUCCUGCAGCAAGCCCUUCAUAGUUUACCGGAUGCCUCAGACCUGGACUCCAAGUUGAUGGUGCCUUGUGAAUCGUUCGAGAAAAUGGACUCCUCCGAUCAGGAUGACGCAAACAGUGACGCUUGCAAUCCCCUCGACAGAUUGAUGUGCCAAAUCGUCGAUGCUUUAUAAGUGUAACAGGCCAAAGUGAAAUAUCCUAUUUGAAUAAAACAAUAACUGACCAAAAGUGAAGAAAACUGCAAACCUUAUCAUGCUAUAUUUUCAGUUGAAAAAACUCGAUUUGCUAGUGUGUUUUAAUCACUAAUGAGCUGCUGGACAUUGAUAUGGUCUUCCAUGAGUUUUUAUAUUAUAUAUGAAAGUGAAAGCCAUGGUAAAGUACAAAAUUGAUAAAUAGUUGUAAGGCAGUUGGUAUGGAACUAAUUUUGUUCUCAAUUGUAAGAGGAACAUGAUGAAUAAAUAUAAUACAUAACUUGGUA